GGCAAGUUUCUCCUCUUUUUGUAUCCAUUUAAUAAAUUUCUCAAGUUGCUUAUCUUCACUAAAACAAAUUGAGAUUUUUGCCAUUUAAAAAGGGACUGAUAUUUGUAAUUAAAAGAUAACCAGGCUUCUCUCAAGGAAUGGAAGCUGAAUAUGCUCUCUUGUCUUGCUCCCUUUUCCAGUCUUAAACACUCAAAUGUGAUUGAAGCUGAGAGUACUUUUUCAAAUUUUAAAAUUUUACUGCUAUCAUUGACUUUCUCCUUUAAAAUAUCUUUCAACCUUUUCCCCUUUUAUGAUUGAGCCCGUGAACUCAGCUCCGCACAUAAAUUUACUGAGCAUCUACUCUGUGUCUAGCAGUGUUAAGUGUUUUUGCUGCAGAAAAAGAAAGGAAAUAAAAGACAAGCCUUUACUCUGAAGGUGUUGGCAGCUUAAAUGAGAGAAAUUGAUAUAAGUUGCUGCUAAAGAGAUGACAAAGGAAUGUUAACACCAUGUUCUGUUUGUUCAUCAUGACUUUAGCUUCUGUCAUACACUUAUUGAUUUAGCAAAUAUUUAUUGAAUGAUGAAUACAUGUCAGGCACUGAUCUAGGCAUUGGUGAGGUUGAAUUGACUCUAACUUAUGGGGAUCCUAUGUGUGUAAGAGUAGAACUAAGUUCCAUAGAGUUUUCAGUAGCUGAUUUUUCUAAAGUGGAUUGCCAUGCCUUUUCUCUGAGGCACCACUGGGUGGACUCAACCUCCAAUCCUUUGGUUAGCAGCCGAGCAUGUUAACUGUUUGCGCCACACAAAUGCAGUGAGUCAAACAAAAUCCGUCUCCUCAUGAAGCUUAGAAAAUAUGUUUUAGCUCUAUAUACCAAUGCUAACAAAUGGUAUAAUUAGGGUUAGGAAUCAAGUCUCCUGAUUUUUAUGCCAGUGCCCUUUUAGAAGCCCUGCAGUGACUCCAUAUAUAAAAAUAAAUCCCUAAUAUCAAAAGCAAGCAUCCUAACAAAGAAAAACAGGAUAUACACAAAUACAGUGAAAUCCUAUGAUAAUGUGCUCUGUAACAAUGAAAAUUUGGGUAACCUUGCAAUUAUGUGAUCCAACAUUAUCACUGAAUUUUUUUAACUCCAUUUACAGCAUUAUUGUCGGAUUUUGCCGUGGGUGUUGUAUGAUGUACUUUGGGCUUAAUCAUGGAAAGAGUUUUUAGGAAGAUUGAAAAGAACAGAUGGCUUCUAGGUGUCUACCUUUCUGUACCCAUUCUCAUCAUAGCAACCAUAAUAGCUGUGAAAUGGAAUAGUUUGAAAAGUCGGUUCACAAAGGAAGAGGAGGCACCAAAUAACGAAUCCAGAUCAGAAAGCAGUGCUCACACACGUGCCAGCAGAUCUAUAUCACAGGAAAGCACUCAAACAUAUACCAGUAGCAACUAGUAAUUCCUUCAGAAGGCAAUGGAUAUUACUGAGAGUCUCACUGAGAAAUGAAAAUCCUCCCCUGGUCACAGCUGAAGGAAGCAAUAAACUGAGAUUCUUCUAUAGAAUAUUUGAUCAAAAUGUCCAGUAAUGGUAGCAGGGCACCAUCCAGUUCUUCGGGUCUCACGGCAAAGGAGGUUCAUGGAGGCCACGGCUAAUGGCAUUCUAUUCCUCCUCCGAUUCCUGAUUCUCCUUCUUCAUCUGUUGCUCCAGAUUGCUUAUAUCAUUAAAAUAGAAGGAAGACAAUAUUUAAUCCAUCUCAAAAAGCAGUCAUUUCUAUCUUUGGCUUCUGUUGUUUCUUCUUAUGACAAAAAGGAUACCCUACAUUCUAAGUCUUUAAUAGUUCAGAUGGAUUGCAAUUAUCAAGGAUAUGUUGCGGGCUUUCCAAAUUCACUUGUGACACUCAACACUUGUUCAGGACUCAGGGGAAUUUUGCAGUUUCAAAACAUCUCAUAUGGAAUUGAACCAAUGGAGGCCAUAUCAGGGUUUGUGCAUAUGAUUUAUGAAGAGAAAAAUGAUAACAUUAAUGUUCCUCUCUUACGGGACAGUGACAUUUCUGCUUGGUCUAAUGAUUUACAGUCUAAAGCCAGAAAAAGCUCAAAAAGAACUGAAUUUUCCAACUUAUCACCUCGAUACAUUGAAAUGCAUAUUGUCGUGGAUAAAAAUUUGUUUGAUUACAUGGGCUCUGACAUAAAGGUCGUAACACAGAAGGUUAUUCUGAUCGUUGGCCUUGUUAACGCUAUGCUAGCCCAGUUAAAAUUGACUGUUAUAAUAUCUUCCAUAGAAAUCUGGUCAAAUAAAAACCAAUUUUCUACUACAGGACAGCCCAGUGAUUUAUUAAUUAGGUUGGUCGAAUGGGAAGGCAAAUAUCUUGUACCUCAACCCCAUCAUAAUACAUACUUUUUUGUAUUUAGGAAGUAUCCUAGUUUUAUAGGAACCACGUUUCCUGGAAAAAUGUGUUACAAGACUUAUGCCAAAGGAGUUGCUUUGAUUUCCAUUGAUCUUGUUCAGAGGAAGGGGCAGCUUUUUGAUGUUAUGACAGGCUAUGCCAUUUUUCUUCCCCCACUUUUUCUGGAACCUCAGUCCGAGGUUCAAGAAUGCAAUAAAGUUCAUACUUUGAUGGCGCUUACCUCAAUCAGAGGAUUUCUGAAGGGGACGUGGAGUGCAAGAAGUGCAAUACAGUGGAUCUCCAGUGGUGCCAACCAGCAGUCCAGGUCUCCUGGGGAUCCGAUGAAGAGUUCACUAAAGAAGACCCUGCUCACGCUGCGCCAGCCUGCUGUAGUGAAACAACUUUUACCAAAGCCUUCUGCCACAAAGACAUUUUUAUCGUGA
Loxodonta africana (African savanna elephant) is the source of this 2768-nucleotide messenger RNA. Its product is annotated as disintegrin and metalloproteinase domain-containing protein 5-like. Gene Ontology annotation, biological process: binding of sperm to zona pellucida; proteolysis; cell adhesion. Gene Ontology annotation, molecular function: metalloendopeptidase activity. The record is from RefSeq and is a predicted model, not a curated record. NCBI's taxonomy places the organism in Eukaryota, Metazoa, Chordata, Mammalia, Proboscidea, Elephantidae. Bases 1527 to 2768 code for a protein of 413 amino acids. Gene Ontology annotation, cellular component: plasma membrane. The transcript has 16 exons.